AUGCCUCGAGAUCCACUCAUUGGUCUGGUCGGCAAGCCGUCGGCCGGCAAGAGCACGACGCUCAACAGUCUCACAGACGCCUCGUCAAAAGUUGCUCUCUUCUCCGCGCCGCUUCACAGAUUCACCACAAUCGAUCCCCAGAGAGCAAUCGGCUACCUCCAAAUAGAAUGCGCCUGCGCGCGCCACGGCGUCUCGGACCGCUGCAGGCCCAACUACGGCGCCUGCAUUGACGGCCGCCGCUCGGUGCCUAUCGAGCUCCUCGACGUCGCCGGCCUCGUGCCGGGAGCGCACCAGGGCAAAGGGCUGGGCAACAAGUUCCUCGACGACCUGCGGCACGCCGACGCGCUGAUACACGUGGUGGACGCCUCGGGCACCGUCGACGCCGAGGGAAAAGAGACGCGCGGCUACGAUCCUUCGGUCGACAUUGCCUGGCUGCGCGGCGAGAUUGUGGCCUGGAUCCGGGGCAACUUGAUGGAGAAGUGGGGGUCGAUCCGGCGGCGGCACAUGGCCAUCAAGGCGACGGCCGUCGAGACGCUACAGGGCCAGUUUUCGGGUUACGGCAGCACGUCCAACGUCGUCGCGCGGGCGCUGGAUAGGCUGGGUAUCAAGGAGCCGCUCGAGGACUGGGACGCCGAGACGAUUGACCGCGUUGUCAACGCCUUUACGGACGAAAAGUUCCCGACCGUCAUCGCGCUCAACAAGAUUGAUCACCCGGACGCCGAUAAGAACAUUGCCAAGAUUGCAAAGAUGCAGGACCCCAACUCGAUCGUGCUGUGCUCGGCCAUUUCAGAGAUUUUCCUGCGCAAGAUGGCCAAGCAGGGAUACAUCAAGUACACAGAGGGCAGCGAGUUCGUCGACACGAGGGAGGACCUGAUAGAGCAGGGGGACCCGACUGGGGGCAACCUCAAAGAGCUGGACGAGAAGAACCGCAACCGGAUAGAGAACCUUAAGGACAUGGUGCUCUACCGCUUCGGGUCGACGGGCGUCGUGCAGGUGCUCUCCAAGGCGGCCGAGAUCCUGGGCCUCGUCCCGGUAUUCCCGGUGCGCAACACCACCUCCUUCACCUCCGGCGCUGCCGAGUCCAAGUUUGUCUUCCGGGACUGCGUGCUGGUCAAGAAGGGCACCACGGUGGGCGAGGCGGCGCGCAAGGUCAUGGGCGACGCACCCAUUGCGUAUAUCGAGGGUGCGGGCGGCCAGAGGGUCGCGGAAGACCAUCUCGUCACGGUUGGGAAGAACGAUAUCUUAUCAUUCAAGGUCGGAAGAGCUUGA
Molecule: messenger RNA, 1269 nt
Organism: Colletotrichum orchidophilum
Lineage: Eukaryota; Fungi; Ascomycota; Sordariomycetes; Glomerellales; Glomerellaceae
Exons: 3
Coding region: 1-1269 (422 amino acids)
Cellular component (GO): cytoplasm
Molecular function (GO): ATP hydrolysis activity; GTP binding
Source: RefSeq, a predicted model, not a curated record